Hemicordylus capensis (graceful crag lizard) is the source of this 6372-nucleotide messenger RNA. RefSeq lists its product as uncharacterized. Lineage: Eukaryota; Metazoa; Chordata; Lepidosauria; Squamata; Cordylidae. The record is from RefSeq and is a predicted model, not a curated record. Bases 2036 to 3598 code for a protein of 520 amino acids. The transcript is spliced from 2 exons.
GGGUCUACAACUAAAUGUAAAGAAGACUAAACUAAUGACAACAGGCACAGCAACCAGCCUCAGAACUGGCAAAGAAGACACUGAAGUAGUAGAUAGCUUCUGUCUUUUAGGACUGACCACCAACAGUAAAGGAUCCAGCAGUCAAGAAAUACGCCGCAGACUAGCACUUGGUAGGGUUCCAAUGAAGGCCUUGGAAAGGAUAUUUAGAUGUUAUGACGUGUCUAUACCUAUAAGGAUUAGAAUUGUGUUCAGACCAUGGUUUUUCCCGUGACACUCUAUGGAUGUGAAAGCUGGACUUUGAAGAAGCAAGAGAGGGGAAAACAUUGACGCUUUUGAACUUUGGUGCUGGAGAAGACUUUUGAGGAUACCAUGGACGGCCAGGAAAACGAACAAAUGGGUCAUAGAACAAAUCAAUCCAGAAUUUUCACUCAAGGCACAAACUAUCAUACUUUGGACAGUAUGAUAGUUUGUGCCUUGAGAGACCUUGACAGACCAAGCUCAAACUAUCAUACUUUGGACACAUUAUGCGAAAACACAGCUCCCCUGAGAAGUCCAUAAUGCUGGGGAAAGUUGAAGGAAAGGAAAGAAGAGGACGAUCAGCAGCAAAGUGGACUGACUUGAUCACAACAGCAAUGAAUGCAUCACUGAGAGACAUUAAAGGCCAAGUCGAAGACAGAUCAUCCUAGAGAGAAUCUAUCUAAGUGGUCGCUAAGAAUCGACACCGACUUGAUGUCACUUAAUCAAUCAAGGUUGGAGGCGCUGGAGAGAGGAUUGAACCCAUCAGGCCUGGCCCCCGCCGGGGGGCCGGAAGCGCCUUCUGCUCCUGAGGGACCAGCCCCGGCUCCGCCUGUUCCUGUGCUGCCAUCUCCCGUGGACCCGGCUCCUGAUGUUCCUGCGUCAUCGCUGCCUGUGCCUGCCGCUUCGGUUGGACAUCCGCCUGCAGAUCCGGCUAUGCCGUUGGUUCCGGGUGAGCCAGCAGCACCGACACCUCCCGGCGGCACCGGCCAGUGGCCUGCUGUUCCCUGGCCGAUUCCUGCCAUGGGUGGAUGGGGGCCAGCUUCCUACUGGUCCCCCUAUACACAACACUUGGGUAUGGGUUUUCCUUUGGCGUUUCCUGGGGUCACGGCUGGUACACAGGGUGCAGCAGAGCAGGUAUGGUUGGGCGGGCGGCCUGCGAGUGGCCCGUUCCCCUCCCCCAGUUUUCCUUCUUCAGAGCAGAAUGCCGCUAAUCGGCCUGGGUAUUACCCAAUGGGGAUUCUGCCUUCGGCCCAGCACGCCCCCUACGGGGGCAUGGGCCUUCCCCUAGGGGAUCACUUGUUGCCUUCUACCAGGGAAAAGAUUCUCAAGGGGGAGUAUGUAGACAUCUUUAGUCUUCUGUUUAGGGAACCAGAAGUUAAACAUAAGGAGGGUGAGUCUUGCAAGGAGCAUGAGGCCACCAAGAGAAAGCCAGUGGAAAAAACAUGGAAUAACUGGCUGUCUGGCUUUACUAUCUACAUGGGCGUGAUACUUCAGGCGCAGCCGGCUCGGGGCCCGGCUCUCCUGAAGUAUAUGGAUAUCAUUCACCGUGCUGUCUCAGAUUUUGCUGGAUCUUCAUGGAUCCGUUAUGAUGAGAGUUUCCGUAUGAGGGCAGCUUUGGAUCCCACUCUGCCGUGGGAUACACCUCUGCAGGAACUAUGGCUGGUGAUCAUGUCUCCAGCUCGCCCAGUUGAAGGUGACCGCUCGGAUAGUGGACACUUGUUGUCCAGGCCUUCCGGGGUUUCGGCCGCAGCGGGGGCGGGCCAGCAGUGGGUUCAACCCCAUCUGGUCUGCUGGGAGUAUAACACCAGCGGCAAGUGCUCUCACUCCCCCUGUCGCUUCAGGCACGCAUGCGGUUUUUGCGGAGCAAAGCACCCCAGUACAUCGUGCUCCCGAGCCAAACCUGGUGGUCCCGGGUCCAAGUUUAGGCCUGGAAACAAUCGGAAGGGUGGUCCCCCCCCACCCCCUUCGGGUAAGGGGCCCCAGCCCCAUCAGGCUUGACGUGUUAGAGCGCUUGCUGAUGGACUACCCUGACCGGUUGGCAGCCUCUUAUCUACUUUUGGGCUUUCGGGAUGGCUUCCGGAUUCCUUCCUCUGCACGCCGGGGGCUAGGGAGUCCUCGUAAUCUUAGAUCUGUGGUGGGCAAGGAGGAUGUGGUAUUACGGAAGAUUACUAAGGAGGUGGUGGCAGGUAGGGUGUUAGGCCCCUUCGAUGCCCCUCCUUUUCCCCGGUUACGAACCUCGCCCCUUGGAGUGGUUCCAAAAAAGGUUCCUGGUGAAUUCCGGUUAAUUCACCACCUUUCGUAUCCCAAAGGGUUGUCUGUCAAUGAUGGCAUACCCGAUAGUUUGUGUUCGGUUCGUUACACUUCCUUUGAUGAGGCAGUCAGAGUAGUUAGGGGUCAGGGCCCAGGGGCCCUUUUGGCCAAAUGUGAUAUUGAAUCCGCCUUUCGCCUGCUGCCCGUUCAUCCGGACGACUUUGAGUUGCUGGGCUUCACAUUUGCUGGCCAGUUCUAUUUUGAUCGGGCCUUGCCAAUGGGUUGCUCGAUCUCUUGUGCCGCCUUUGAGGCUUUCAGCUCUUUUUUGGAAUGGGCGGUCAGGCGUAGGGCGGGCCUUCAAUCUACAGCUCAUUAUUUAGACGAUUUUCUUUUUGUCGGUAGGGGCAAUUCAGGGGAAUGCCACCGCUUGUUGCGCUCCUUUAUGGGGCUGGCGGAGGAGCUUGGGGUACCGCUGGCUAAGGAUAAAACUGAAGGGCCAGUUACCCGGCUUUCCUUCUUGGGUAUUGAGAUUGAUACGCUUGCUGGUUGUGCUAGACUCCCGCAGGCUAAACUACUAGUGCUGGUGGAGCUGCUUAGGGCCUUAGGGCGGGCCCGUAAAGCCUCCCUUAGGGAGCUUCAGGUGGUAACGGGGCAUCUUAACUUUGCUUGCAGGGUUGUUGCCCCUGGUCGGGCCUUUCUGCGUAGGAUCUGUGACUUGACAAUGGGCCUGCGCGCUCCCCAUCACAGGGUCCGGGUUACUGAAGGGGUCAGGGCUGAUUUGUCCCUUUGGGAGUCCUUUCUGGCCGGCUACAAUGGGGUUACUUUUUGGAGACAGGAGCAGCUUUUAGAGGCUGAUCUGCAGGUCCAUUCGGACGCUGCUGGAGGUGCAGGUUUUGGGCUUUACUUUAGGGGCCGCUGGUGUGCUGCUCCCUGGCCUCGGGACUGGUUUGAACGCGGGGUAACGCGGGAUUUGACCUUUUUGGAACUGUUCCCAAUAGUGGUGGCAGUUCACAUCUGGGCUGAGGAGUUUGCUGACUCCUCAGUUCGUUUCUGGUGCGACAACCAGGCAGUGGUGCAGGUUGUCAACUCUCAGUCUUCGCGCUCCCCUAGGGUUAUGGUUCUGGUCAGAGCUUUAGUUUUGCAGUGUCUGCGGGCCAACAUUUUGUUCCGCUCCCGCCAUGUGCCGGGGAUUCGGAACGACAUCGCUGACGCUCUGUCUCGUUUCCAGGUGGACAGAUUCAGAGCGUUAGCUCCCGAGGCUUCUCUGCACCCGGACCCCAUGCCGGCUUUCCUUUGGCAGCUUGGCAGGUGGAGGCGCAGCAGGCGAUAGCGGCGUCUCUGGCGCCUGGCACCAGAGUUAGCUACGCAGCCAAGCUUGAGGCUUUUGCCCUUUUUCGAAGGGCUGAAGGUUUGCCUGAGGUUUGGCCGGUCCCCGUGGGUCAGCUGCAACAGUUCCUAGUCACGUUACGCAGAGCAGGACGGGCCGUGUCCACCCUGGGUGGUUAUUUAGCUGCCCUUGCAUUUGAGGCGCAGGUGAGGGGGGUGGGUGAUUUUUCCUCCGACCCUCGCGUGCGGCGCAUGCUGGAGGGCUGGGCCAGGGCUGACCCUGGCCCUGGAGACUCUAGGCGGCCCUUUACCCUGGAUAUGGUGACCGCUACACUCAGUCAGUUAGCCGGGUGCUGUGCAGAUUCUUGGGAGGUGUCUUUGUUCCGGGCUGCGGUUUUAGUGGCUUUUUUCGGAGCCUUUCGCCCCGGGGAGCUGCUCCCGCGCAGCAGGGUUUCCCCUCGUGACCGUUGUCUGCAGUUCUCCGACCUGUCAUUGUCAGGAGAAGAGGCGCAGCUUUUUCUUCGCCGCUCUAAGACGGAUCAGCGGGGGAGGGGCCAGACGGUUCGCUUGGCGGCCGCUGGGGAUAGGCAAAUUUGCCCGGUGUCGGCCCUCAGAGCCUAUGUUGCUCUGGGACCGGACUCUGGGGGGUGUUUGUUCGCGCAUUCGGAUCGGACUCCUCUUACCCAGUAUCAGUUUCUUUCAGUGAUUAAAAAGGCCCUUAGCGCGGCCCUGAUUCCCCUUGAGGGAAUUACGCUUCACUCUUUCCGCAUUGGGGCAGCUACUACUGCCACGAGGUUGGGCCUCCAGGAAGCGGAGGUUCGGAGGAUUGGGAGGUGGAAGUCCGUGGCGGUCAGACGCUAUGUGCGCUGACAGCGGGCUUUUUUCGGCUGCUAUUGAUUGUGUUUUUUCCCUUGGCAGGUGUUGGGGGAUCGGUGGCUCCAGUACGGAUCCUGUUGUGCGGCCACUCGCUGGUCUUUUGGGCCUUCAAGCGGGCUAGCACGUCUCGUUGGGGAUCCCAGCUUGGGUUUGGAAGACGGGCUGCUGUGUACUGGUUGGGCAUGCGUGGGAUGCUCUGGAACCAGCUACUGCCCGCACUUAGGGAGCACUUAGAUAGUUUUUCCCCGCCCGACAUCUUGGUUUUGCAUUUAGGGGAAAAUGACCUAGGCAAGCGGACUGGCCUGUCUAUUGUUCAGCAGGCCUCCUCUGAUUUGUCCUUAUUGCAGGAAUGGAUGCCCGGGGUGCUUAUUCUCUGGGUUAAUUGGCUGCAGCGUAGGGUGUGGCGGAAUGCCCGUUCGGGGCUUUGUCUAGAAAAGGCUAGGCGCAAAGCUUCAGCCGCAAUUGGGAAACUUGUGAUAGCUGCCGGUGGUGCUGUAAUACACCACCCUAAUGUGGUGGCUCGUCUUCCCGAGUUAUAUCGUGCCGAUGGGGUUCACCUUUCGGAGCUUGGUUGUGAUCUAUAUUUAGGUAACAUACAGAGGAGGCUUGCUGAAUUUUUGGGCAGUGGUGGGGCAGGGAGGUCAAGCGUGGGCUAACCUCCCUGGGUGGCGGUAACAGUGCGGGCUGAGGGGUAAGCAAGGUAUAGUAUCGGUGAGCACCCUUGGAUAUUUAAAGGUGGAUUGGUUAAUCGCUCCUUUGUUGCCUGUGCGGCGCGGGGAGUAAUUGAUGGCCAUGAAACCUGCUCCAGGUCUUCACCAUCCUUUGGGCUGCGCGGUCCGGGGGGGUGAAUACCGGGAGCUGUCCAGGUCCCCUCUUCUAAGGGGGUGGUUGGCUUUGAUGGAAUAGGGCAGGGCGUGCCUGCCCCCUUUCCGGAGCCAGGGUGUGUCGCCCAAAGUGGCAAUGGGCAGGAUGAGGGUAAUCCUAGCCCUUGCCUAGGAGCCCGCACUGUUUCGUUGGUGAUUCAUCACCCACUGUUCAGUUCGCCUUUGCUGGUUGUUAAUUAAUUAAUAAAGAGAGGCCCUUUACCCAUAAAGAAUGUCUAAGUGUCUUCUUGGGCCGGGGUCUGGGGAAAGUUCCCCUCCCCUCUGCCUCGUGCUGCGGGGAGGUCCUUUUCCCCAGCCCAGCUCAGCACGAGGACCAAGAAGGGUCCUGAUUGGCUGGCCGGGCUUGGUGGGCGUGGUUUUGGCCGAAAACGGCCGUUCCACGCUCUGAGCCGACCAGUCCUUUUGGAUUGUCCCCUCCCUCCCUUCCCUGGUGCAGAGCGGGUCUAGAGAUUGGUCGCCUCUGGGGCCGAGUAGGAAUUUUUUUGCCCUUAACCGAUUGGCCAUGGUUGGGGUUUUUUUCGCCUACUCCGUUCUGUAUUCAGUGAGUAGUUAGGUUUUAGGUUGGCCACGUUAGCGGUAACAGUGCGGGCUGAGGGGUAAGCAAGGUAUAGUAUCGGUGAGCACCCUUGGAUAUUUAAAGGUGGAUUGGUUAAUCGCUCCUUUGUUGCCUGUGCGGCGCGGGGAGUAAUUGAUGGCCAUGAAACCUGCUCCAGGUCUUCACCAUCCUUUGGGCUGCGCGGUCCGGGGGGGUGAAUACCGGGAGCUGUCCAGGUCCCCUCUUCUAAGGGGGUGGUUGGCUUUGAUGGAAUAGGGCAGGGCGUGCCUGCCCCCUUUCCGGAGCCAGGGUGUGUCGCCCAAAGUGGCAAUGGGCAGGAUGAGGGUAAUCCUAGCCCUUGCCUAGGAGCCCGCACUGUUUCGUUGGUGAUUCAUCACCCACUGUUCAGUUCGCCUUUGCUGGUUGUUAAUUAAUUAAUAAAGAGAGGCCCUUUACCCAUAAAGAAUGUCUAAGUGUCUUCUU